Haemonchus placei is the source of this 372-nucleotide messenger RNA. The record is from the annotation of a GenBank genome assembly. Lineage: Eukaryota; Metazoa; Nematoda; Chromadorea; Rhabditida; Trichostrongylidae.
AUGUCAAAUUGUAUAGUCCAAUUACUUACCGCUGAAAAUGGAACCGGAUCGGCGGUGAGCGUCGGAAUGGCCAUCGAGACGCGGCGUACAAACGCCGACGCCCGACGGCGCCCGAUGGCGCCACGAGUCGACGUCGACGUCGCCGUUAGCGUUGAGGCCGUCGUGACGGCCGUGGCGCCUCCGGCGGCGGCAACUGAUGACGGCGAUGGUGGUAGAAGUUGUCGACUCUGUAAGCCACCAGCACCAUCCAACAUACGCCGACGACACGCCGUCGCUUUUGAACCACGCCGGGCUGGCGUGUCCCGUCGUCGGCGCCGUGACAAGCGGAAUUUGUUGAACGUUGGCAAAGUGGCAACGCUAGCAGUGUCGUAG